GUCUCGUCGACUAACCAGUUUUAAACCAGCAUCUAUCUUUUGUUCUGAACUUCUGGAAAUCAUACAGGGCAUUAUGUAUACAUUUGGUGGAAUUCCUAUUCUCGUGGUGGUGUGGUGUGGACUAGCUCACACUCUGGACAAUCUCUCACUGGAUGAAGCAUGGGAGGGCUGGAAAAUCACCCAUAGGAGGGAGUACAAUGGCCUGGAUGAAGAGUCUAUUCGACGGACGAUUUGGGAGAAGAACAUGCUGCUUAUUGAGGCCCAUAAUAAAGAGUAUGAACUGGGGAUUCAUACCUAUAAUCUGGGCAUGAACCAUUUUGGAGAUAUGACAUUAGAAGAAGUGGCAGAGAAUGUGAUGGGACUCCAAAUGCCCAUGUACCGUGACUCAGCAAACACAUACGUGCCUGGUGACACAAUGGAGAAGUUGCCCAAAUCAAUUGACUACCGUAAACUGGGAUACGUCACUUCUGUCAAGAACCAAGGUUCGUGCGGCUCAUGCUGGGCCUUUAGCUCUGUUGGGGCCUUGGAAGGUCAGCUGAAGAAGACCAAAGGUCAACUGGUAGACCUCAGUCCUCAGAACCUGGUGGACUGUGUGACUGAAAAUGACGGCUGUGGUGGAGGAUACAUGACAAAUGCUUUCAAAUACGUCGCAGACAACCAAGGCAUUGAUUCAGAGGAGAGCUACCCCUAUGUUGGAACGGAUCAGAAAUGUGCCUACAACAGUUCAGCGAGAGCAGCCAGUUGUAAAGGGUAUAAAGAGAUUCCUCAGGGUAAUGAGAGGGCACUGACUACUGCUGUGGCAAAGGUGGGACCUGUGUCAGUGGGUAUAGAUGCCAUGCAGUCCACCUUCCUGUACUACAAAAGCGGUGUGUACUAUGAUCCCAACUGCAACAAGGAUGAUGUCAACCAUGCAGUGCUAGCUGUUGGUUACGGAGUCACACCGAAAGGCAAAAAGUACUGGAUUGUGAAGAACAGUUGGGGUGAAGACUGGGGAAAGAAGGGGUAUGUCCUGAUGGCUCGUAACCGUAACAAUGCAUGUGGUAUUGCCAGCCUGGCCAGUUACCCAGUCAUGUGAGAGCUGGAAGCAGGGAGCUCAAAAGGGACCAAACUUGUCUGCUGCUGACCAAUAACAAAAGGGACUCAUUAUCACUAUCAAUGACCU
Molecule: messenger RNA, 1162 nt
Organism: Rhinichthys klamathensis goyatoka
Lineage: Eukaryota; Metazoa; Chordata; Actinopteri; Cypriniformes; Leuciscidae
Gene: ctsk
Product: cathepsin K
Exons: 8
Coding region: 74-1075 (333 amino acids)
Biological process (GO): immune response
Cellular component (GO): lysosome
Molecular function (GO): cysteine-type endopeptidase activity
Source: RefSeq, a predicted model, not a curated record